Coffea arabica (coffee) is the source of this 1736-nucleotide messenger RNA. Its product is annotated as purple acid phosphatase 3. Gene Ontology annotation, molecular function: acid phosphatase activity. The record is from RefSeq and is a predicted model, not a curated record. Lineage: Eukaryota; Viridiplantae; Streptophyta; Magnoliopsida; Gentianales; Rubiaceae.
GGUGUAUAAGAGCUUUGGAAAAAUAGUCUCCAUUUGUCCAAAUUGUAAAAGCUCAUACAGAUUUUUGUACCAUGCAUUUCUAUCCCAUUAUUUUUCCUCUCUGAUAUUCAGGUAAAAUCUUGUGCAAAAAAAUGACCCCUUGGGCUCACAAAGAUCAGGAGGAAGCUUCCUAGGUACCAUCCUCCUCAGUCCUACCUUUUUGUCUUGGUUAUUUAAGCAACCUUUUCUCAACUUCUCUCAGUUUCCCUCGAUACAUCUUCCCCAAACAGCCUGAUAACAAACCCUAUUGGAAGCUGUGUUUCAAACCACGCCCAUGGCUUCCAAGAACCUCCAAAAUAUCAUUCUUCUCUACAAGAUCAUUCUCAUUUGUGGGCUGUGUUUGGUUUACUCAAAAGCUGAACUUCCAAGGUUUGAACAUCCCAUCAAACCCGAUGGAUCGCUCAGUAUCUUGGUUGUUGGAGACUGGGGAAGAAGAGGAGCUUAUAACCAAACAGAAGUUGCAGCUCAGGAAGCUGUAUUUCAAACCACAUCCAUGGCUUCCAAGAACCUCCAGAAUAUCAUUCUUCUCUACAAGAUCAUUCUCAUUUGUGGGCUGUGUUUGGUUUACUCAAAGGCUGAACUUCCAAGGUUUGAACAUCCCAUCAAACCUGAUGGAUUGCUCAGUAUCCUGGUUGUUGGAGACUGGGGAAGAAGAGGAGCUUAUAACCAAACAGAAGUUGCAGCUCAGAUGGCAAAAAUUGGAGACCAGAUGGACCCAGAUUUCAUCAUUUCUACGGGAGACAAUUUUUACGAAGACGGAUUGACUGGUAUUGAGGAUCCAGCAUUCGAGGAGUCAUUUAGCAAUAUCUAUUUGGGGCCAAGCCUCCAAAAGCAGUGGUACAGUGUUUUGGGAAACCAUGACUAUAGAGGUGAUGUUUUGGCACAGUUGGAUCCCAUCCUCGGACAAAAAGAUAGCAAAUGGUUAUGUCUUAGAUCUUUUAUCCUCAAUACAGAUGUUGCGGAAUUUUUCUUCAUCGAUACAACGCCAUUCGUAGAUAAAUAUUUCUUCCGCCCAGAAGAUGAUAAAUAUGACUGGAGAGGAGUGCUGCCCAGAGAGGAAUAUCUCUCAAAUCAGUUGAAGGAUUUAGACACAGCCCUAAAGGAAUCAAGUUCAAAUUGGAAGAUAGUUGUUGGUCACCAUACACUGAAAAGUGCUGGAGAUCAUGGAAUCACAGUUGAGCUUGAGGAAAGACUUCUUCCAGUUCUUCAGGAAAACAAUGUUGAUCUUUACGUAAAUGGACACGACCAUUGCUUGGAACACAUCAGUAGCCCUGACAGUCCACUCCAAUUUCUGACGAGUGGUGGAGGAUCAAAGGCAUGGAGGGGAAAUGUUCGGCCAUGGAGCCCUGAGGAGUUGAAGUUGUAUUAUGAUGGACAAGGUUUCAUGACCAUGAAACUCACCAAGUACGAUGUUUAUAUCCAGUUCUAUGAUAUUGUUGGCGACAUUUUGCACCAAUGGAGCCGUUCAAAAGGGCUUUACUCCGUGUAGUUAAAUAGCAUUUUAUUAGAGGUUAAAGCUGUUUUAACAGCUUAGGAAUUAGUUAAAUUUGCUCCAAAAUCAAGAGACUAAACCUAAUAGUAGUACUACAUUGGGGCAAUGUUCGUAGCUUCCUAUAUAUGUAUUAGUAUGGGUAGAAACUGAAUUUUCUUUGACUUGAUCUGUAAUUAAUCUUCUUUUCUAUGUCUGUUAAAAAGCA